GACGUUAUUGAUUUUCUUAUUUGAAGAUACAUCAAAAUGCUUACUAUAUACUAUAUUGUCAGCAAUCAGUAACAGAAUUCACUUGUAUCUUACAUGGAGAAAAAAUGAUCUAAAAGAAGGAAAAAUUUGUGGAAAAAAUAAAACAAAGAUAAUGCCUUUUGACAUCUGUCGUAUCGAACGACUGUCAUGUAUUUGCCUUUGCUUUGAUAACAUUCAUUGAUAAUUUGAUAUAUAUCGUUAUCAGUGAAAAACUGUGUUCAGUUUUGGUACAGCUGCUGUUGCUCAUACUUGUUUUCUGUGUCCGUUGCGGAGUAAAAACAUAACAUUUAUCUAAAUAAAGUACACUGUAUCACACUUUUGACAGAGUUAGAUUCUAAGAUAUUUGUACCCACUUACUGGAUCUUGGUUGAGUUUGAUUAUUGGUGAAAUCUACCAUAGUUUCUUUCUCCAGGUGGAGCCUAAAAUUAAAAUAAAUGUCUGCAACAGACAAUGAUGAGGAACCGAAAUUUAUGGUUAUAAAAUAUAGUGAGAAAAUGGAUGUGGAUGCCAAAAAUAUCAUACUAGAAGAAAUUGAAUUAGAAUCUUCUAGUGAAAAUGGAGAGGAGACCAAGGAGAUUAUUAUUGAAUUGGUAGAAAUAGAACCAGAACAAAUAAUAGUUAAAGAACCUGGUCAGAUUGAAAUUUGCAAGGAUACACCAGAUGCACCCAUUGCAGAGCCUAAUGACAGAACUAUGGAUGAGAUAGAGGAUGGAAAAGUAAAGGAAACAAAAGUAGAUGCAGUCCCAGGAUGCUCAACUGUUCCUGAAAUAUCUUUAAUACCCCAAAAAACAAGUGUUCAACUGUUUGCAGAAGACACUGGUCCUCAACUGUAUGAUGCUAAAUGUCCGUUAGUCACAUUACCUAUAAUAACUAAGAACCUGCCCAAAGUAUUUGAAUACCUGCCCAUACAUGGUAAGCCGCAAGAUAAAAAUAUGAAGGAAUUCUUUUCAAAUAAAAUCAAAGAAUUUGUCGGAAGUGGCCUCACUGAUGAUGAGUUUCAAGAGUUAGAAGAUUAUUGCAGCCCGAAUCAUUUAAAAACAGGACGAGAGAUAGUGAUGGGCACAAAUGUACCGGUAAUGGGAGUCCCGCUCACCAGCGGGAAUAUAAUACACAAUCUGGAUGAACCUCCAGAAGUAAAUGAGGACCCCGAUCUCUGUAUACUGAAGAAGAAUAAAGUACGUAUAGAGAAGGAUACCAAGGGAUUGUUCACGAAGAAACUUAAGUAUAGAGGUGUUCGGAACCUGCCCUUUACUCAGGAGAUGUAUCACAAUAUGCCCGCCACUAAGCCUACAAUAGAGGUACCCGAUUUGGAUCUUGAGCCCGGCAAAGAUGUUCUGUACCGAGUCAGAGUCUACAGGCCUUAUACUUAUAGCAUGGCGAAAGAAAGAUUUACCCGCACCCGUCAUUCAGUGUUCUGCUACGACAUUAUCCUGACGGGGCGACACAGACUGUCGGAGCUGCGCGACCGGUUCGUCUGUCACAACGACUUCGACAUGAGAGUCGAUGUCUCCAAUAACCCUGACAUGCUGCCCAAUGCUAAGGCUAAGGAGCUUUUCCCGUCUGGAUUCCUAUUCAUAAACAACGUGUUCUACGUGGACACGCGGGAAGGCUGCGUGGACUACAGCGAACCAAUCAGAGACUGGGCCAUCAAGAAGAAACUAGGGAACUUUCCUAAGAAAGAUAUGUGCAGUGUUAAGUUGGAAGAUCUUGUGUUGAAGUUGGGAUAUCCGGAGGUAUACGUCCACCAGGGGAACUGUGAACACGUAUUUCUAUUCUCAGAAGUACGGUUAUUGAACCCAACAGACCCACUGCGUCUUCACAACUAUCCCUGUUCCACUGCCAUUGCGCAGAACCAAACUGUAUAUUGCACUACAUGCGCAGAAUUUUCAGCUAAAUGGAUCGUCGUGGGGUGUAGCAGAGUUCCCUUCGACCCUGCCUUCUUCUGCGAGACUUGUUUCAAACAGUAUCUGUAUAAAGAUGGUAAAAAAAUUGGUGACUUCAAGGCUUAUUCUUAUAGAGGAAAUGCGUUGAAUGUCCUAAAGCCUUGAAGAGAUAUUUUAUUAUGUAUGAGCAUUAGUUGUGAUGUGAAUGAGGCCUACCGUUUAUUUUGUUCUUCAGAUGGCGCCACUGUCAAAAGAUGUUAUGUCAAAGGAAAACGAGUAUCAUAUUACCCGUUCCCCAUCCCUUUGUAUUGAUUUACAGCGCCCCUAGCGGCGAAUCUACGCGCGUUAGGCCCCAUUCACGUUGGUUACUGGCAGUUGACAAUGUUUUAUUUGUUUUAUAGUUACUGUUACAAAGCCUAUGAGGUAUCACAAUUUGUGUUGGCCAUCAUUACUGAUCCACCAAAUGUAUGUGAUGAAUAAAUAAAUGUGAUAAAGAGAAGAUGACAAUACGAUACUUUAAGAACUAUCAAUAUCCAUACAUCUAGUCUGCUGUAAUUUAGUUUACACUGUAAUAAGUCAUCGUUUGUUUAUUUGUUUUGUUUAAACAACUUAAAAUAUUACUAUAAAGGGAGCACUGAACUCUAGAUGGAAUCGGGAUCCACUCCGAAAAUGUUUCUUAAUGCUACACGGGCGAAGUUACAGGCGGAUAGCUAGUAUAUAUUAUUAUAUUGUUUAAGUAUAUAAAGUUAAGGUAAAAUUUUCCAAAUAAGUGUAAAUAUUUUGUUGGAAAUGAGACUGGUAGAAAAUAUUGUGUGAUAUUAUUUUUACGUGUAUAUGUGUAUAAAAAAGUAAAUGAUAAAAGUUGUUUUUCAAUCAUGAUCAAUGAUAAAUUGGUAAAGUGAUAAUUUACUAUUGAACGUGUUUUAAAAAUUUGUGUACUUGAUAACCAAAAUGUAUAUGAAUGAUAACCAGCCUAUAUUGUACGCCGCUGGGCGAAUAUUGAAUCUCAAACAAUUUUUUUUAAACAAAAAGAGACGGUUAUGUUCAUUAUAGUACAUAAUAUUCUUUUAGAUUAUAUGUGUAACAGGACAGGUUCUAUACACAUUUUGUUGCCAAACUGGAAUAAACUUUUUUAGACUUCA
Messenger RNA from Spodoptera litura, 3064 nucleotides. RefSeq names its product proximal sequence element A Pbp49 (gene Pbp49). Gene Ontology annotation, cellular component: snRNA-activating protein complex. Gene Ontology annotation, molecular function: RNA polymerase III type 3 promoter sequence-specific DNA binding; bent DNA binding; core promoter sequence-specific DNA binding. The record is from RefSeq and is a predicted model, not a curated record. Gene Ontology annotation, biological process: snRNA transcription by RNA polymerase II; snRNA transcription by RNA polymerase III. NCBI's taxonomy places the organism in Eukaryota, Metazoa, Arthropoda, Insecta, Lepidoptera, Noctuidae.